AUGGAUCUUCCUGUGUACUGCGUCAUGCGCUUUAUUACUUCUUUUGUUCCUACUUCACAGACAUGCACUUUGAAAACGGGCGAGUGGCGUGGCGAGAGGAGAAUGUUGGACAUCACGCGGGACAAGCCCGUUAAAGUUUGUGUGCGAGUUGUCGUACCUGUCCGGGAUCAUCCCAAAUUUAACUUCGUGGGCAAACUGCUGGGACCUAAAGGCAAUUCUCUUAAGCGUCUACAAGAAGACACAAUGUGCAAAAUGGCAGUUCUCGGACGAGGAUCGAUGAAGGACCGACAAAAGGAGGAAGAGCUUCGUGUAUCUGGAGACCCGAAGUUCGCGCACUUAUCGGACGAACUACACGUUGAAAUCAGUGCUUUUGCGACACCUGCUGAAGCACAUGCGAGGAUCGCCUACGCACUGGCGGAAUUAAGGAGGUUUUUAGUACCUGACUACAAUGACGACAUCAGACAGGAGCAAAUGUUGGAGAUGCAGAUUCUGUCUUCACAAACCGAGCAGCGGCGGCUUACACCACCAGACUCGUCUAGGAGUGGCAGUGAGGAAACUCUUCCACUCAGGGAUACGGUGCAUAAGCAUAGACUCACAGGAGUUCCGCCGUCACCAGCCCCGGCAUCACUGCCCGGAGGCAUCACAAUCAACCACGGCGCGAACGCCAGGGACUUUUCACCGCCAGCUCCUACGCCAGCGCCAGACCACUUGUCCGCCGCACAUCAUCAGCUGGCAGCAGGACACACAGGUCAUGGGAUGUUGGUAGGAGGAGGGAUGCUGCAACAGACUCCAACGCAUCACUUGCUCACACAGAACUCUUUACUUGGUGGCGGUGAUAUCCUCGGACUAAGCAGCCCAGUAUUGGGCGGUGUUCUUCACGCCCACCCGGCGCUGCGGGGCGUGAAGCCGGCUGCAGUCCACGCGCUUGCAACGCAAGGUGCGGGUGGGGCGCCUGCGAGCACGGCGCGCAAGCGACCCUUACUGGGCGGCGCGCGGGCCGCAAUGUCACCGACUAAACGCGCCGUGAUGACCCUGCUCGCCCGAGCUAGGGCUGCCACACACAAGCAUGCCCCAGCGUGGCCCGCGCCCCACGAGCACACAGCCCUUCUACCCCUUAUAAGGGAUGAGUUCGUGACAGGCGUCGGCGUCAAUAUCAACCUUGCAUAA
Messenger RNA from Arctia plantaginis, 1167 nucleotides. NCBI's taxonomy places the organism in Eukaryota, Metazoa, Arthropoda, Insecta, Lepidoptera, Erebidae. The record is from the annotation of a GenBank genome assembly.